CCUCGUCAGCGCGGUUCGGCACCCACAAAUUGACCUCUUCGCGGAUUAUUUUUCCAAUCUGUGUCCGAUUAGUAUUUGUUGUUGUUGUUGUGUUUGUGUUUUUGUUGUGCGUGUGGCGGGCUCCACUGUACUCGUCAUCCUCCUCUAAUAUUCGUGUUGUACUGUUGAGCUGAGAGAGGAGUCUGAGCUAUAGCGAGCGCUUAAAAAAUGCACCGCAAAGUAGUACACUGUACUAGUGUCUCCACACUAGUUGUUUUAUCUGUGAGGUCUUUAGAGCUGCGUUUCUUAGCGGUCAUUAUGGUGUAAAAUGCCACCUUGGCUCUUGAUGGCGUCCGAGCGGACAAUAGCGGGAGUCUCCGGCACGGAUGAGUAGCGCGACGUAGCUAUAGACGCGAGACGGGCGGGCGAAAAAUGCGACAAAACGCUUUGUGGCCUUUGGCGCGUCCCGCGAGGGCAUUCUCAGCCUGCGCUCACGCCACGACGCUCCUUCCCUCGAUCCUCAUUUGUCCUCGUCUUCUUUCUUCCUCUCCUGUUGGUCCAAUGAUGAGCAAAUAUUCGGACUCAAACUUUUUGGACGCAAACAUUUGGUUGCAACAUUUUGUCCACCAAUUUUUGGGGUUCCAAACAUUUGUUCACAAACUUUGUCCCAAAAAUUUUUUUCCCCAAAUAUUUUUGAACAUACAUUUUUUGUCCCCAAUUUUGUCUGUCUCAGAAUUUUGGGCUAUUGUAGGACAAACGCUUCUUUAUAUUAAUCCGUGUGAUCAGGAGGCGUGGCUCAUUUCCACUUGCCUGUAAAGUUUGCUACUUUAUGGUCCUGAAGGCGUCUUCGUGGCGCAUUCCCAGCCGGUGGCGACGCUGCCAAUAAAAAGUCUCGUUCCCUCGCUCGUGACUCCUCGCUGCGCUGACACGUCGAGACGACGCAACCGACCUCCGCCGUCAAACUUUCUCCUGGCAUUCCAGUCCGAGGCCCGUCCGUAUCCCCGGGCCGCUGAUGUUCCCGGCUUUUGUUCCCUGGCUGAUUUAUUUACGCCAGCGCGGCCGGCGUUCUUCGGGAGUUCCCGGUGCUCGCCACGCUGCCGACGUGCCAUCUUUUGAUAACGAUCGUCAUUUUUGCCGAUUUUCUGACGGAUGUGACGGAGCAAAUCAGUUACUGAAUCAUCAUCAAUUUGCGUUUGCGCAUUUUCUGUGCUGUCAAUUGAAAAUCAUGUCUUGUUGUUCAAUAAAAGGAUUGACAUUUGAAAAGCUUUUGUUCUUGUCCGAUUCAUCGAAAAAUGGAAAAGCAAUGGACAGAUUCAUCGACGAUUCAAAUAACAACACAGUUCUCUCCGAUUAUGAUCACGACGCUGAUCAACCACAAAGAUCGGCCCAAGAAGUCUGAGCGCACCUCGGCGGCCAUCCAGCGCGUGGGCCAGGCGGUCAGCGUGGCGGUGGGCCGCUUCGUCGCCGUCGGGGAGGCCAUCGCCCUGGAGAACCACGAACUCAAGGACGAGAUGGGGCACGCCUGCUUCGAGGCGCGCCGUGCCGGGGACGCCAUUUCCCAGCUGACCGACGUGGGCCCGGCCCGCGCGCCCCCCUCGCCCUCGGCGACGGUGUUCAGCGACCGCACCGGCAUGGUGAAGGCCGCCCGCCUGCUGCUGUCGUCCGUCACCAAAGUCCUGGUGCUGGCCGACCGCAUCGUCAUCAAGCAGAUCGUGGCGUCGCGCAACAAGGUCCUGGUGACUCUGGACCAUCUGGAACACGUAAGCACCUUCCAGGAGUUUGUGCAGAUCUUCAGCCAGUUUGGCAACGAGAUGGUCGAUUUCGCCCACCUCACCGGAGACAGACAGAACGACUUGAAAGACGAGAAGAAAAAAGCGCGUAUGGCCGCGGCUCGGGCCGUGCUGGAGAAAUGCACCAUGAUGCUCCUGACGGCCUCCAAGAAUUUAGAAUUUUGGUGCUCACAGACUUGCCUGAGGCACCCGGACUGCGAGUCUGCGCGCAUCAACAAGGACGCCGUCUUCCAGCGGAUGCGCUGCGCCCUGGAGCAGGUCGUGGACAUCGUGACGGAGGCUCACGGCUGCACGGGCAACAUCCUCCCCGCCAGCGUCUACAACGCCGUCAAGGACUACAAGACGAGCGUGGAGUGCCUGCGCGACGACCUGUACGCCUCGCUGCCGGACAGCGUGGGCCGCCAGCUGGAGGCGCUGGUGGAGCGCACGGAGGACUUCACCGACUCGCCGUACACGGGACACGAACAGCGCCAGGCCAUCCUGGGCAUGUGCCAGCUGGCCCGCCAGGACGCCCGCCAGCUGCUGCACGCCUGGACCCAGGCCCAGCAGUCGGUCCAGGCCAAGGAGACCACAGAGGAGUUGGAGGUGGCCAUCGCCAAGUCGUGCCAGAGCGUCAACGAGCUCACACGCGAGCUGCACAAGGCGGCGGUGGGCCGCGCCUCCGAGCUGCUGAGGGUCCACGCCGAGCACUCGCCGCUGCGCGCGCUCAAGGCCGCCGGCGCCGAGGGCAACCUGGAGGCGGUGGCGCAGUAUUCCCGAACGCUGACCGAGCAGAAGGAGCAGCUGGUGGAGAACUGUCGGCUGCUGUGUCACGUGUCCGGGACCGAGCCGCUGGAGAUCACCUGCGUACACGCCGAGGAGACCUUUCACGUCAUUGGGCCGCAGAUCAUUUCGGCGGCGCAGACCCUGGCACUGCACCCGUCCAGCAAGAUCGCCAAGGAGAACCUGGAGGUGUUCUGCGAGGCUUGGGAGUCUCAGCUGGGCGACGUGGCGCUGCUGCUGCGCGAGAUCAACGACGUCGUCGAGGGAAAGCGAGGAGACAAACGAGCAUAUUUGUCACUUCCCAGAUCCGGAAAGCAUUCCGCUAACCUAAAGAGCGCCAAGCCUGUCAAGUUGGACGCUGAGGAGCAGAGCGGCGUGGCCAAAGCGGGUCUGGAGCUGCGGCUGCUGUCGUCCGACGUGGACGCCGAGCUGGAAAAGUGGGAGGAGCAAGAGCAGCGGGCGGUCCGCCACAGCCAGAGCGUCGCCAGCAUGGCCUACAACAUGUACCUCUUCACCAGAGGCGAGGGGCUGCUGAAGACCACACUCGAUCUGUUCCAUCAAGCUGAGGUUCUGUCUGAAGAAGGACUCCAGCUGUGCUCGUCGCUGCACGUUUUGUGCACGCAGCCGCUCAGUGAGGAGAAGUCGGCGCUGACGUCCGAGGUGGAGACGCUGGCGGCGUUGUGUCAACAACUGCAAGCGGGGGCCCGGACCCCCGUGCAGGGCAAGAGCGCCACCUUCCAGAAGGUGGACUCGUCCGUUCAGACCACCAGGGCCGUGCUGACCCUCAUCCUCAAGCUCCUUCCGGCGUGUAACAAGCGCAACACAAAGACAGAUAUUAUGACAGACGUCCUCAUUUCGCAGUCCAAGUCCGAGCGGAGCGGCCUGGGCUCGCCGCAGGAUUGGCGACCGGACGCCCCCACGCCCGUCCGAGAUGGCGACGACUUUGCCGUCGAGCCCUUCGAGCAGCACCUGUCCGGCCUCAACCUGCUGGAGAGCAACUAACGGACGCGCCGGGCCGGGAAGGGCGUUAUUACCCCGACGAAGCCGCCCGAGUGGAAUCAAGAACUAACCCUGCCCCCGGUGACAUCGACCAUGUUUGUUUUGUCUUGUACAAAUAUAGUGGAUAUAAAAAGUCUACACACCCCUGUUCAAAUGCACGCUUUUUGUGCUGUAAACAAAUGAGAUCAACAUACAAAAAAAAAAAAAAAAAUGUCUUCAAUAAUAACUGAGAUUGCAUGCACGCACCCUCUUACAAGUGGGGACGUGGCUUUCUUCAGAAUGAACCAAUCACAUUCAGACUCAUGACUGACUAGCACUGCCUGCUAUUUGGAACUGUUCAUAAUUCCCUCCGCCUUGACUAAGGCCCCAGUUUCAGCGGAAGAAAAGUUCAACCCUGGUUUAUACAUUUUGCAAAAACACACUUGAAAUCUCCCAAACGCAUGUGGGAAACUGUGUGAUGGAAAACUAAAAUGUCAGAAAGCCUACUGGAACACCUGAACUUUAUUUCGGGUUCAUCAGAGGUACUUUAAAUCCUGGCUCUCAUUUAACAUGAGUUUGAAUGUGAUUGGUUUAUUCUGAACACAGCCACAUCCCAGUUUGUAACCAGCUAACCAUCAGUAAGUAAUGAACUCGCUCAGUAGCAUAUAUAUUUUGUUUUUAUAUCACAGAAACCGAAUGUUUGAACAGGGGUGUGUAGACUUUUGAUAUCCACUGUGAUGUUGCACACCAGCUACGUGAUUGUCGUCUUGUCGUGAUGUGUCCAUUUUCCGCUACUGUUACACACUAUGUGCCAUAUAACUACUAAAAAAAAAAUAAUAAUAAUAAUCAUGUAAUUGCCAAAUAUGAUCAUACGAGUGAUUUGUAAGCAUUACGUGCCAUGCAUACUGACGAGUGUUCAAAUGGAAGUGCACGCGCAUCAAUUUGUGUUGAGCUGCUUUUUUGUUGUUCGUCUCAGACUGAGAGCAGCGAAGGAUGCUGGGAAAGUUCAGACGUGAAGAAAUCAUAGCUUUAGUUUUGGAUAUAAGGAGAAGAAAAAAAUGACACGAUGGCUAAAUAAUAAACUAUUUUUUAUUACGUCA
Phyllopteryx taeniolatus (common seadragon) is the source of this 4609-nucleotide messenger RNA. It is a transcript of the gene ctnnal1, whose product is annotated as catenin (cadherin-associated protein), alpha-like 1. The record is from RefSeq and is a predicted model, not a curated record. Bases 1272 to 3533 code for a protein of 753 amino acids. Gene Ontology annotation, biological process: Rho protein signal transduction; cell adhesion. The transcript is spliced from 19 exons. Lineage: Eukaryota; Metazoa; Chordata; Actinopteri; Syngnathiformes; Syngnathidae. Gene Ontology annotation, molecular function: cadherin binding; actin filament binding.